AAAAUUUCAUUGGAGGAAAAACCCUAAUCCCUUUACUUUAUAUUCAGGGACGAACACUCCAUUGCGCCGGUGCUGUGCGGCUCUGCGAAACUUGAAAAAUGGGUGCCUACAAGUACGUAUCGGAGCUAUGGAGGAAGAAGCAGUCUGAUGUCAUGAGGUUCCUGCAGAGGGUGAGGUGCUGGGAGUACAGACAGCAACCUUCGAUUGUCCGUCUCGUCAGGCCUACUCGUCCCGACAAGGCUCGUCGUUUGGGUUACAAGGCCAAGCAGGGCUUUGUGGUGUACCGUGUCCGUGUGAGGCGUGGUGGACGCAAGAGGCCAGUGCCAAAGGGUAUUGUGUAUGGGAAACCAACAAACCAGGGAGUAACCCAACUCAAGUUCCAGAGGAGCAAGCGGUCUGUCGCUGAGGAGCGUGCCGGAAGGAAAUUGGGCGGCCUCAGAGUCGUCAACUCCUACUGGCUCAACGAGGAUUCGACCUACAAGUACUACGAGAUCAUCUUGGUUGACCCAGCACACAACGCUGUGCGUAACGACCCGAGGAUCAACUGGAUCUGCAACCCGGUGCAUAAACACCGUGAGCUCAGAGGACUUACCUCUGAGGGAAAGAAGAACAGAGGACUUCGAGGAAAGGGUCACAGGAACCACAAGAACCGCCCGUCUCGCAGAGCAACAUGGAAGAAGAACAACUCUCUUUCCCUUCGUCGUUACCGUUGAUUGUCUUUUGCUAUUAUUAUCAUUACUACUGCUAUCAUCAACUUUUAGGUUCCAUGCUUUUGCGCUGCUUUUACCUUAUGCAGGAUGAUGACUUUUGUUUUUGCAAAAUUUUGGGGAUUAUAAAACUUUCGUUCGACUUAUGUUUUAAUCCUAUGCUUCACAUUUGCGUGCUUUUUCUGUUUAUCCUUGAGAAUUGUUCUUGCGUAUACAAUCUAACUUAAAGAUCAUUCAGUUUCAAUUUGCUUGGAAU
This is a messenger RNA of Thlaspi arvense, 963 nucleotides long. NCBI's taxonomy places the organism in Eukaryota, Viridiplantae, Streptophyta, Magnoliopsida, Brassicales, Brassicaceae. The record is from the annotation of a GenBank genome assembly.